Elaeis guineensis (African oil palm) is the source of this 1204-nucleotide messenger RNA. RefSeq names its product salutaridine reductase. Gene Ontology annotation, molecular function: oxidoreductase activity, acting on the CH-OH group of donors, NAD or NADP as acceptor. Gene Ontology annotation, cellular component: membrane. Lineage: Eukaryota; Viridiplantae; Streptophyta; Magnoliopsida; Arecales; Arecaceae. The record is from RefSeq and is a predicted model, not a curated record.
CGGAAUCCAUCUAUAUGAUUAUAUGACCGAGACCAAGAGGGGAAAACCUAAACCUACCCCACCCAUUGUUUCGGACUCUCUUUUGUUGGACGUCAGUCAUGGAAGAAGCCAUCGGCAGAAGCCCCGCAGAGAAGAGGAUUGCAGUUGUUACAGGAGGGAACAAAGGGAUUGGAUUGGAGAUAUGCCGGCAACUGGCUCUCAAUGGGGUCAAGGUCAUACUAACAGCCAGAGAUGAGAAGAGAGGCAUGGCAGCAGUAGAGAAGCUCAGAGACAGUGGUGUUUCUGACGUGGUCUUUCAUCAAUUGGAUGUGACGGACUCUUCUAGCAUCGCUUCCUUGGCACAUUUCAUUGGAGUUCAGUUUGGAAAGCUGGACAUCUUGGUAAAUAAUGCAGGAGUUGCGGGAGUAGCAAUAGACUUGGAGAAACUAUCUGAGUUUUUGAAGGCUUCAAAAUCUACAAAUGAAGAGAAAGUUGAAGAUACAGAUGGUGUCCGAAAUUGGAUGAAGGAAAAUUUUCAACGAACUUAUGAGAUGGCAGAAGAAUGCAUGAAAACAAAUUACCAUGGCGUUAAAAAUGUUACAGAGGCAUUACUUCCCCAUCUUCAAUCAUCUUAUUUUGGGACAAUUGUAAAUGUUUCCUCUACCCUUGGGCAACUUCAGUGCAUCCCAAAUGAAGGGCUUAGACAGGAGCUAAAUAACAUAGAUGGUCUUUCAGAAGACAGAUUGACUGAUUUAUCAAAUUUGUUUUUGAAAGAUUUCAAGGAGGGCUUGCUUGAUGCUAAUAAUUGGCCAACUUUUUUAUCGGCAUAUACAGUGUCUAAAGUACUUGUUAAUUGCUACACGAGGAUUCUUGCAAAGAGGUACCCUAGUUUAUGCAUUAAUUGCAAUAGUCCUGGAUUCGUCAAAACUGAUAUAAACUAUAACACUGGGAUCUUGACCACCGAAGAAGGAGCCAAAGGACCAGUGAUGUUAGCCUUAUUGCCUAAAGGUAGCUCCUCUGGACUUUUUUAUGAUCAAACUAAAAUAUCACCAUUCUAAAUAUGGUGGUCUCGCCACAAUAGUGUUGGUUUGAAAGAGAGAUGAUCUUCCCCCUUCUUGUAUGUUUGUAUAUCAAUUAUGACCAUUUGUGAAUUGUAUACAUUAUAAGAGUUGUGUAUGGACAUUAUUAUGUGUAUGGAUAUCUAUUAUUUUUGUUUUAAAUUUAA